Messenger RNA from Sorex fumeus (smoky shrew), 2478 nucleotides. RefSeq names its product receptor accessory protein 6 (gene REEP6). The record is from RefSeq and is a predicted model, not a curated record. The transcript is spliced from 4 exons. The coding region runs from base 168 to 2453 and encodes 761 amino acids. NCBI's taxonomy places the organism in Eukaryota, Metazoa, Chordata, Mammalia, Eulipotyphla, Soricidae.
GCCAUCGAGAGCUCAAGCAAAGAGGACGACACUGUCUGGCUCACCUACUGGGUGGUGUACGGGCUCUUGGGCCUUGUCGAGUUCUUCAGCGACCUACUCCUGUUCUGGUUCCCUUUCUACUACGCGGGCAAGUGCGCCUUCCUGUUGUACUGCAUGAUUCCCGGGCCAUGGAACGGUGCCCAUCUACUGUACCACCGCGUCAUCCUGCCUCUAUUUCUAAAGCAUCACGCAGCAGUGGACAGCGUAGUCGGCGAGUUCAGCCACAGAGCGCUGGACGUGGCAACAGGAAUAGCUCGGGACGCUCUACAGACUCUGGCCCGCAGUCGGGCUCUCAUCACCCCAGCGGGGCCCCCGCUGCCCAGACAACCAACCGAAACCGAGGCAAGCCUGACCCAGCACCAGAAAGACAAGUGAAGGCUCCAUCUGCCCCAGGCCCAGACAUGCCGGCAAAGACCGUGAUAGAGCCCAAGAACCCAGCGCACCCCAAGAGGGACCCCAAGACCCCCCUGAAGUCCUUCAUUGAGCCCCCCAAAGAAUCCAGCAACCCCACAACCACCAGCAAGCUUCUGCCUGACACCUCCUCCCCAGUCACAUCUUUGGUCCACUCCCAAACUGGCUCCCCUCGCAUCCGGGAUCCAUCUCCGUCCCGAAGCAUGUUCACCCAGCCCCUGUUGUCUAGCCAAGUGAACAGCCCAACCCAAGGGAACAGCUCGUCCCAGGUGAACAGCCCACAGCGGGUGAACAGUCCAUCCCAAGAGAACAGCUCGUCCCAGGUGCACAGCCCAGAGCGGGUGAACAGCCCAUCCCAAGGGAACAGCUCGUCCCAGGUGAACAGCCCAGAGCGGGUGAACAGCCAGUCCCAAGUGAACAGCCCGCAACGGGUGAACAGCCAGUCCCAAGAGAACAGCUCCUCCCAGGUGAACAGCCCACACCAGGUGAACAGCCAAUCCCAAAAGAACAGCCCGAACCCAUCCCAGAGCCCAUCCCUAAUGAACAGCCAAUCCCAAGUGGACUGCCAGAGCCCAUCCCAGGGCAACAGCCAAUCCCAGGGCAACAGCCAGAACCCAUCCCAGGGCAACAUCCAAUCCCAGGGCAACAGCCAAUCCCAAGUGAAUAGCCAGAGUCCAUCCCAGGGCAACAGCCAAUCCCGAGUGAACAGCCAGAGCGCCUCCCAGGGCAACAGCCAAUCCCGAGUGAACAGCCAGAGCUCCUCCCAGGGCAACAGCCAAUCCCGAGUGAACAGCCAGAGCUCCUCCCAGGGCAAUAGCCAAUCCCGGGUGAACAGCCAGAGCUCCUCCCAGGCCAAUAGCCAAUCCCGAGCGAACAGCCAGAGCUCCUCCCAGGGCAACAGCCAAUCCCGAGUGAACAGCCAGAGCUCAUCCCAGGGCAACGGCCAAUCCCGAGUGAACAGCCAGAGCUCAUCCCAGGGCAACGGCCAAUCCAAAAUGAACAGCUCAAGGCCAUCCCAAGUGAACAGCCCGAGCCCCUCCCAAGUGAACAGCCCGAGGCCCUCCCAAGUGAACAGCCCGAGGCCCUCCCAAGUGAACAGCCCGAGCCGGUCCCAAGUGAACAGUCCAAACCCGUCCCAAAUGAACAGUCUGAGCCCAUCCCAAGGGAACAGCCUGAGUCCGCUGAGCCCAUCCCAAAUGAGCAGCCGAAGCCUGUCCCAAGUGAGCAGCUCAAGUUUAUCCCUAACGAACAGCCCGAGCCCAUCCCCAAUGAACAGCCCGAGCUCAUCCCCAGUGAACAGCCCAAGCCCAUCCCAAGGGAACGGCCGGUCAGUGGUGAACAGACAGAGCCCUCCCCAGGUGAACAGCCCGAGCCCAUCCCUGGUGAGUGGCCGAUCCCAGGUGAACGGCCGUGCCCAGAGGGCUAGCCAGCUCCAGGAGCCCCAUGCCAGUGACCCAAGGCAGGCGAAUGGCCAGUUCCAGGCGAGUGGCCAGUAUCGAGCGAGUGGCCAGUACCGAGAAGGCAGCCAGUCCCUGAAAAGUGGCCAUUUUCAGACAAACGGCCAUUCCCAGGGGUCCGUCCAGUCCCACAGGAGCAAACCUCCCACCAACUCUUUGGGCUUCUCCCAGCAGAGCCAACGGGCCACCGGCUUCACCGACCGGGAGGCAACCCCUGGCCAGUUUCCCCGAGGCACUCUCAAUCACGACACCACCAGUACUACCCUCCCACAGUACUCCUCCAAGACCUCUGACAGGCCAGGGGCCAAAAGCCCCAAAGACCCCAAGACCCCCAAAGCAAAGUCCCACGGACAGUCUGGGAAGGGUGUCACCGCCCAGGCCACCAGCAGCUCCUCAGUCCCCGAGCUGCCCUCGGCCUGCUCAUCUGAGUCUUCUGAGGAUUAUACUUCUGAGUCGACUACCGAGUUCACCUACACCUGGCCCCAUCACAGAUACGGAAUCCACUACCUGCAGCACUGCUGGAAGCGCAAACAUCUAGCCUGUUAGGGGGUUAAUAAAGAUCAUGGACCAA